AUGCAAGGUGCAUAUGAUCUCUCGCUGGGGAAGAUGGCAGAGCCAUGUGAUUUCGAGACAGCAAUCGCUCAAACAGGUUUUGGUUGGUUCAACAUUAUGUUAAUGGCGGCGGCUUUCCUAUCGGCCAUGGUGUGCGUGUUUGACACAACUGCUAUGGCAUACGUCAUCCCGCUGUCGCAGUGCGACCUCAAGCUUUCCAGCAUUGACAAAGGAGCCCUCAACGCCAUCGGUUAUGCUGGACUGAUCAGCAGCUCGCUACUGUGGGGCUCCGUUUCAGACAUGGUCGGUCGAAUCAAGCUGCUCAGAGUCGCCUUGCUCAUUGACGGCAUCCUGGCCUUCUGCUCGGCUUUCUCAACCUCGCUCUGGAUGUUGCUAUCUCUCAGAUUCAUAGUCGGAUUCAUGAGCUGCACCGCCCUGCCUCUCACGAUGACGUUCGUCGCGGAGUUCCACGGCAUGAAGUACCGCAGCCGCUGCAUCAUGGCGGUCGGCUUCUAUCUCGGGGCUUCACAGGCCCUCCUGCCUGGAAUUGGCCUGCUCAUGCUGACGAAGAUCUGGGAGUAUGACACGGGCACGAUGAAGCUACAUCCCUGGCACGUGUUCGUCAUGGUGAGCUCGGUUCCCGCUCUCCUCGGGGCUGUUGUCUUCUCGCUCUUGCCAGAGACUCCCAAGUUCCUCAUGGCGCAAGGACGGAAUGAGGAAGCGCUGGCCGUAAUGCGGAAGAUGUAUGCCACCAACACACGCACCCAUCCGGACACUUACCCGGUGGAGAGCCUGGUGGAGGAGACGCCGGGCGGCUUCCAGUCGCAGGAGGAUGGCACCGCGUCCGUCAAGGUGCUCCUGACCAGGGUGGUGACUGGCUGCCAGCAGGUGCUGCUGCUCUUCACCACGGAGCUCGUACGCUACACGGUCCUUGUCCUCUUCAUAGAAGGCUGCGCCCUCCUCAGCCUGAACACGGUGCGGCUGUGGCUACCGCAGCUGUUCACGACGCUGGAAGAGUUCUACGAGGCGCAGCGGCUGAGUGGCAACUCGACGCCAGUCUACAUGUGCGAUGCUCUCACUGCCCAUCGGCUGGAAAAAAAAUGCCUCACCACAACUGUCGUCCCCUUAAAGACGGAAGGUCACAACGGCAGUGCUGCCACAGGGGGCCGCUGCAAACCGUAUCUGACAAACGAGAGGGUCUACAUCAACUCAAUGAUCGUAUGCAGCAUUCCGGCGGUGGUAGUCGGUUUGAGUAGCAUCCUGGUGCGAUUAUUGGACUACAAGCGGGUUGUCAUCUUGUGCUGCCUGCUGAGCAGCGUCUUCUGCAUGUCGGUGUUGUGGUCCACGGGCUGGGUGACGACGGUGGCGCUGUUCACAACCUACCUGUCCAACGUCAACAUCGUCUGCACCUGUGUGCUCGGCGCCGUCGCCACCAUCUUCCCCACCAAGCUCAGGUUCGCAUCACCCAGUAGUAGCUGUUUUGACUGUUAA
Molecule: messenger RNA, 1470 nt
Organism: Schistocerca serialis cubense
Lineage: Eukaryota; Metazoa; Arthropoda; Insecta; Orthoptera; Acrididae
Product: synaptic vesicle glycoprotein 2A-like
Exons: 10
Coding region: 1-1470 (489 amino acids)
Biological process (GO): transmembrane transport
Cellular component (GO): membrane
Molecular function (GO): transmembrane transporter activity
Source: RefSeq, a predicted model, not a curated record